Molecule: messenger RNA, 555 nt
Organism: Dracunculus medinensis (Guinea worm)
Lineage: Eukaryota; Metazoa; Nematoda; Chromadorea; Rhabditida; Dracunculidae
Source: the annotation of a GenBank genome assembly
AUGGUAUUGCCUGUCGGAGCACCAGAGCACACUCUUAUAAGGUCUUCACAGCCUAAUGUUAAUCUUACACGUACCGAUGGAAAUCGAGUAAUUUCAGCGCUUCGAUCAGAUACAAAGGUGCUAUCCACACAUAUUAGCGAUCGAGGAGGUUAUUCUCAGUCUCAGCCGCUACAACAAUUAAUGUUACCAUCAUCAGUUAUGAUGAAUCGUUAUCAUCAAGGCCGACACACCGAAAUGACUCUCGAACUUGGUGGUCAGUCAGGAUUCUUCGGAACAGGAUUGUUACGUGUGAAGCAGCAACGAACUCGAGCAAAAUCAGUACAAUUAGGCAAUUUAGAAAACUUAUUUAAUGCAGACAUGAUUGAAUCACUCGAUUACGAAUAUGAUACUAAAGAAAAUGAGCCAUUAAUACGGCAGCGUGCUGGUAUAAAUGGAUCAGCCAGAUCACGACUAUCAGCACGAAUGUCUCCAUUUAAAGAAAAAUGUUUGCCGUUGACGAAGGAAGAAACACUUGAACUAUUAUUACUCCUCAACGAAACAGGCAUGUUGCUUUAA